Messenger RNA from Staurois parvus, 498 nucleotides. The record is from the annotation of a GenBank genome assembly. NCBI's taxonomy places the organism in Eukaryota, Metazoa, Chordata, Amphibia, Anura, Ranidae.
GCAUCGGGCUCCCAGAUGGGGCGACAGGCAUCGGGCCCCCAGACGGGGCGACAGGCAUCGGGCCCCCAGAUGGGGCGACAGGCAUUGGGCCCCCAGGCGGAGCGGCGGGCGCCGGGCCCCCAGGAGGGGCGACAGGCAUGGGGCCCCAGACGGAGCGACAGGCAUCGGGCACCCAGACGGGGCAACAGGCAUCGGGCCCCCAGGCGGAGCGGCGGGCGCCGGACCCCCAGGCGGAGCGACAGGUCUCGGGCCCCCAGGCGGAGCGGCGAGCGCUGGACCCCCAGGCAGAGCCACAGGUCUCGGGCCCCCAGGCGGAGCGAGCGGCGGGCGCCGGACCCACAGGCGGAGCGACAGGUCUCGGGCCCCCAGGCGGGGCGGCGGGCGCCGGACCCCCAGGCGGAGCGACAGGUCUCGGGCCCCCAGGCGGAGCGGGCGGGCGCCGGACCCCCAGGGAGCGACAGGUCUCGGGCCCCCAGGCGGAGCGGCGGGCGCCGGACC